AUGGCGACAUCGACCACCACCACCGACAACAAUGACAUCGACCUCAGCCUCCUCCGGGACCGCCUCGUCAGCAUCGCCCUCGAGGCCGGGCGGGUGAUCACGGGCGCGACACCGUCCACGAGCUCGACCAGCACGGGCACGAAGAAAAACACCGCGGACUUGGUCACCGAGACGGACCAAGCCGUGGAAGCAUUCAUCUCGUCGAAGCUGUCAACGCUCUACCCGACGUUCUCCUUCCUCGGCGAAGAAACCUACCAGCCAGGCAUGAAACUCGGCCGGGAGCCGACCUUCGUCGUCGACCCGAUCGACGGCACCACCAACUUCGUGCACCGCUGGCCGUACGUGAGCGUUUCGCUUGGCUUCGCAGUCGACAGGAUCCCGACCGUUGGCGUCGUGUACAACCCCUUCACGCGGCGCCUGUACAGCGGCGUCCGGGGCCAGGGCAGCUUCGUCGCGGACGUCCCCGACAGCGCGACUGUAUCGAACCGGCAGAAACUCCCGCUGAAGCCGCUCGAGCCGCUGGCCGGGCUCGCGUCGUCGCUGAUCGCCAUCGAAUGGGGCUCCGACCGCUCCGGGCCCAACUGGGCCGUGAAAUGCAGCACGUGGGCGCGGCUGGGCGCCAGCAAGGACGAGGGCGGCGCGAUGGUGCACAGCGCGCGCGCGCUGGGGUCCGCCGCCCUGAAUCUCUGCGCCGUCGCCGAGGGCUCCAUCGACGCCUACUGGGAGGGCGGCUGCUGGGCCUGGGACGUCUGUGCCGGCUGGGUCGUGCUGACCGAGGCCGGCGGGGGCAUCGUCGUAGAUGGGAAUCCGCCUUCUCGGAGUGGGAAUGCAAAUGCACAGCCUGCGCGCCAGGAUGGGGAUGAUGCGAGUGCCUGGCGGAUUCCUGUCGAUCAUAGGAAGUAUCUUGCUGUCAAGGGCGCGACUGCCGGCCAGAGGGAGUUCGUCGAGGAGUUCUGGAGCUACGUGCAGGGGGAGAUGGUGUAUGAGCAUUGA
This is a messenger RNA of Exophiala aquamarina CBS 119918, 993 nucleotides long. RefSeq lists its product as uncharacterized. The transcript has a single exon. The coding region runs from base 1 to 993 and encodes 330 amino acids. The record is from RefSeq and is a predicted model, not a curated record. Gene Ontology annotation, biological process: phosphatidylinositol phosphate biosynthetic process; signal transduction; inositol metabolic process. Gene Ontology annotation, molecular function: inositol monophosphate 1-phosphatase activity. Lineage: Eukaryota; Fungi; Ascomycota; Eurotiomycetes; Chaetothyriales; Herpotrichiellaceae.